Molecule: messenger RNA, 819 nt
Organism: Cynara cardunculus var. scolymus (artichoke)
Lineage: Eukaryota; Viridiplantae; Streptophyta; Magnoliopsida; Asterales; Asteraceae
Product: peptidyl-prolyl cis-trans isomerase CYP20-1
Exons: 7
Coding region: 40-654 (204 amino acids)
Biological process (GO): protein folding; protein peptidyl-prolyl isomerization
Cellular component (GO): intracellular membrane-bounded organelle
Molecular function (GO): peptidyl-prolyl cis-trans isomerase activity
Source: RefSeq, a predicted model, not a curated record
AAACUCCGUCUGUUGCGAGUAAAAAUCACAGUCGCGAAAAUGAAGUUUCCAUCGGCUGCGCUUCUCUGCUCUCUACUUCUCGUCGGAACCCUAAUACUCACAGAGGCUAAGAAAUCAGAUAAAGAUUUGAAGGAAGUGACACACAAAGUAUAUUUCGAUGUUGAGAUUGCUGGAAAACCUGCCGGAAGAAUCGUUUUUGGUCUCUUUGGAAACACGGUUCCCAAAACCGCAGAAAAUUUCCGAGCAUUGUGCACAGGGGAGAAAGGUAUUGGAAAGAGCGGGAAGCCUCUUCACUUCAAGGGAAGCGCCUUCCACAGGAUUAUUCCUAGCUUCAUGAUUCAAGGUGGUGAUUUCACACUUGGAGAUGGGAGAGGAGGUGAAUCAAUCUAUGGAGAAAAGUUUAACGAUGAGAAUUUCAAGAUCAAGCACACCGGACCAGGGCUGUUGUCUAUGGCAAAUGCUGGUAAAAACACCAAUGGCUCACAAUUCUUCAUCACGACGGUCACAACCAGCUGGUUGGAUGGCCGACAUGUCGUGUUUGGCAAGGUGUUGUCGGGGAUGGACGUGGUUUACAAGAUGGAAGCCGAGGGGACACAAAAUGGAACACCAAAAAGCAAAGUUACAAUUGCUGAUAGCGGUGAGCUCCCUCUAUAAUAAAUCUUUCUACUCUUGGAUUUGAUCGUCUUCUUUUUUCGUUUACGAUACCAGUUUUCUUGUUAUGUUCAUGUUGGUGUUCUAAUUAAACUUUUGAGAUUAACUUCGUUCUGCUGGUGUUAAUUCCAAGCAACGUAACCAACAUUUAUCUGUUUUAAAACUAGC